Molecule: messenger RNA, 765 nt
Organism: Chelonoidis abingdonii (Abingdon island giant tortoise)
Lineage: Eukaryota; Metazoa; Chordata; Testudines; Testudinidae
Product: nck-associated protein 1-like
Biological process (GO): neuron projection morphogenesis; cortical actin cytoskeleton organization; cell morphogenesis
Cellular component (GO): SCAR complex
Source: RefSeq, a predicted model, not a curated record
CCAUGGGAAAGACAGCUGGGAGCGGGAGCUGGUGGAACCACUCUUGGUGGGGCUUGACCUCGGAGCUGGCAGCACCAAGCGCACAGCGCCCUGUCCUGGCAGCUAACAAAGUCGCUCUGCUCGACUGGGGGAGCUGCAGGGCUGAUGGUGGGGGAGUGGUGAUAUGGCUGCCCCAAGCCCUGGGGCUGGGCUCUUUCUCACCCCCUUCUCUGCCUCCCCCAAGGCUUACACCAGUGUGACCAAGGCCCCCAUGCAGCUGUGCGAGAGCCCAGACAUGGGCCAUGUGAUGAACCUCAUCAUGUUCCACUCCAAGAUGCUGGACUCACUGGAGGAGCUGGUAGUGGAGACUUAGGACCUGUCGGCCUUCUGGUUCUACGUCCGCCCCUCGAGAAGCUGUUUGCUCUGACCAUGGAGGAGCCAGCCAUGCUGUGCUUCACCAUUGCCUUCCCGCUCGUCUGCAGCUAUUUUGCCCACUGCAUCCACCCCAUGUGUCCAGAGGAGUAUCCCCACCUGAAAAGCUGCAGCCUGGGUCUAUGCAACAGCUUCCUGGAGGAGAUCGCCAAGCAGGCUGCCAAUUGCAUCAUGGAUGCAUGUGCCGAGCAGCGCAAACUCAGUGAGCAGCUGCUGCCCAAACACUGCGCCUCCACCAUCAGCAAGGCCCAGAACAAGAAGGCCCAGAAGCAGCCCCCCAAGAAGGGGGAGCCUGAGUGGGACAAGCCAGGGGCCGAGAGCCAGAGGAAGGACUGGAUUCUGGUGACCAAGUAA